CUUCCCCCCAGAGGCAACAGGAGCAGCAGGAGCAGCUGGGCUCCCAGAAGGAGCCUCCCAGGAGAUGGAGAAGCUGGAUACGAAUGUCUCAGAGGAACAGGGAUUCUGCCAGCUCUCGGAGGACUACAAGCAAAUCUACCUCCCCCUGACCUACAGCAUCAUCUUCCUGCUAGGGCUGCCCCUGAACGGCAGCGUCCUGUGGCUCUCCUGGCGCCAAACCAAGCGCUGGAGCUGUGCCACCAUCUACCUGGUGAACCUGAUGGUGGCCGACCUGCUGUACGUGCUGACUCUGCCCUUCCUCAUCAUUGCCUACUCCCUGGGCGACUGGUGGCCCUUUGGGGAACUGCUCUGCAGGCUGGUGCGCUUCCUGUUCUACACCAACCUCUACGGCAGCAUCCUGCUGCUGACCUGCAUCUCUGUGCACCGCUUCCUGGGCGUGUGCCACCCCCUGAGGUCGCUGCCUUACCGGACCCGCCGGCACGCCCUGCUGGGUGUAGCUGCCACCUGGGCCCUGGUGGUCCUCCAGCUGCUGCCCACGCUGGGCUUCUCCCACACGGCCUACAUCGGCGGCCAGAUGGUCUGCUACGACAUGACCAGUCCGGAGAACUUCGAUCGGUUUUUUGCCUACAGUAUGGUUCUGACGUUGUCCGGCUUUGUCAUGCCCUCCUUGGUCAUCUUGGUGUGCUACUCGCUGAUGGUCCGGAGCCUGGCCACGCCAGAGGAGACCCUCGAGAGGACGGGGAACACCACCCGGGCCAAGUCCAUCCGGACCAUCCUGUUGGUGUGCAGCCUCUUCGCCCUCUGCUUUGUGCCCUUCCACGUCUCUCGCUCCUUCUACAUCACACUCCGCUUCCUGGCUUCCCAGGACUGCCAGCUCCUGACGGUGGGCAGCGUGGCCUACAAGGUGUGGAGGCCUCUGGUGAGCAUGAGCAGCUGCCUUAACCCGGUCCUGUACUUUCUGUCGGUUGGGAACAACAGAGUCAGGCUCUUCCAAAAACUGAGGCAUGAAAAGGCAGACGAGCACCCAGCUGGAGGCAAGGGAGAGAGACCCCAGGGUGGGCAGAUCUGGGUAGUGCCGAGAUGA
Molecule: messenger RNA, 1084 nt
Organism: Myotis davidii
Lineage: Eukaryota; Metazoa; Chordata; Mammalia; Chiroptera; Vespertilionidae
Product: P2Y purinoceptor 3-like
Exons: 1
Coding region: 65-1084 (339 amino acids)
Biological process (GO): G protein-coupled receptor signaling pathway
Cellular component (GO): plasma membrane
Molecular function (GO): G protein-coupled receptor activity
Source: RefSeq, a predicted model, not a curated record